CUUUAAUUCCAUCAGAUAUUUGCAGGACUGUUAAUGGUCUUCUUAAAACUGCUCUUGGUCCACCUCCUGGUUCCACUACUACAUUGUCUCCAGUCCAAGAUAUUACAUUUCGUUCUGAAUCGGUGAAAUGCUUAGUUACAAUUAUAAAGUCAAUGGGGACGUGGAUGGACCAACAACUGAAGGUAGGGGACCCCAAUCUAGAUAAGGUGUCUGAUCAUGAAGUGCCAGAAGCCGCUACCAGUGUUAGUGAAGAGGGAAAUAUUAUUGACUACGAGCUGCAUCCGGAAGCAAAUUCUGAAUUUUCUGGUGCUGCUGCCUUGGAGCAGCGCCGUGCUUAUAAAUUAGAAAUACAGAAAGGUGUUUCCCUGUUCAACAGAAAGCCUUCAAAGGGGAUUGAUUUUUUAAUGAGCACCAAAAAGCUUGGCAAUUCCGCAGAAGAUGUAGCCUCUUUUCUGAAGAACACGACCGGAUUAAAUCCAUCCAUUAUUGGUGAUUAUUUGGGUGAAAGAGAGGAGUUUCCUCUGAAAGUUAUGCAUGCAUAUGUCGAUUCUUUUAAUUUUGAAGGUAUGGACUUUGGUGAAUCAAUCAGAUAUUUCCUUAGAGGGUUCAGAUUACCUGGUGAAGCUCAGAAGAUUGACCGUAUAAUGGAGAAGUUUGCAGAGCGCUAUUGUAAAUGCAACCCAAACUCUUUUACCAGUGCAGAAACAGCUUAUGUGCUUGCUUACUCUGUGAUAAUGCUCAAUACAGAUGCACAUAAUAGCAUGGUGAAAGAUAAGAUGACAAAAGCUGAUUUCAUCCGGAACAAUCGAGGGAUUGACGAUGGGAAGGACUUACCUGAAGAUUAUUUGGGUGCUCUCUAUGACCAAAUUGUGAAAAAUGAGAUAAAGAUGAAUGCAGAUUCUUCUGUGCCGCAAAACAAGCAGGGUAACAGUCUUAAUAAGCUUUUGGGUUUGGAUGGUAUACUGAAUCUAGUAUGGAAACAGAGAGAAGAAAAACCACUGGGUGCCAAUGGGGUUCUUGUGAGGCAUAUUCAAGAGCAGUUUAAAACAAAAUCUGGAAAAUCGGAGUCUAUCUAUUAUGUCAUUGCAGAUCCAGCUAUAUUGAGAUUUAUGGUAGAAGUCUGCUGGGGUCCCAUGCUUGCUGCUUUCAGUGUCACCCUAGACCAGAGUGAUGAUAAGAAUGCCACUUCUCAAUGUUUGCUGGGGUUCAGGCAUGCUGUGCACAUUACAGCUGUGAUGGGUAUGCAGACGCAGAGAGAUGCUUUUGUCACAUCUAUGGCAAAGUUCACUUAUCUUCAUUGUGCUGCAGAUAUGAAACAAAAAAAUGUUGAUGCAAUGAAAACAAUAAUGUCGAUUGCCAUUGAAGAUGGGAGUCAUCUUCAUGAAGCUUGGGAGCAUUUUUUGACGUGUCUAUCUCGAUUUGAGCAUCUGCAGCUGCUGGGGGAGGGUGCACCAUCUGAUUCCUCUUUUUUUACUACCUCGAACUCUGAAUCUGAGGAAAAGACAUUGAAGUCAGCUGGAUUUCCAUCACUGAAGAAAAAAGGGACACUCCAAAAUCCAACUGUUGCUGCUGUUGUUCGAGGGGGUUCAUAUGACAGCGCAACUGUUGGAGCUAACUCUCCAGUAUUGGUGACUCCAGAACAGAUAAAUAACUUCAUUUCAAACUUAAACUUACUUGAUCAGAUCGGCAACUUUGAACUAAAUCACAUAUUUGCUCAUAGCCAAAGGCUGAACAGUGAAGCAAUAGUUGCUUUUGUCAAGGCCCUUUGCAAAGUUUCGAUGUCAGAACUACAGUCUCCAACAGAUCCCCGUGUAUUUAGCCUUACAAAAAUUGUUGAAGUUGCGCACUAUAACAUGAACCGUAUCAGAUUAGUGUGGUCCCACAUAUGGAGUGUUCUUUCAGAGUUCUUUGUGGCUGUUGGUUUGUCAGAAAAUCUUUCAGUUGCAAUUUUUGUCAUGGAUUCAUUGCGACAACUUGCUAUGAAAUUUUUAGAACGAGAGGAACUGGCGAAUUACAACUUUCAGAAUGAAUUUUUGAGACCAUUUGUUAUUGUUAUGCAGAAAAGUAAUUCUGCUGAAAUCAGGGAGUUGAUAGUUCGUUGUAUUUCCCAAAUGGUUCUGAGUCGUGUCAAUAAUGUAAAAUCUGGGUGGAAGAGUGUUUUUAUGGUUUUUACAGCUGCUGCUGCAGAUGAAAGGAAGAAUAUUGUGUUGCUGGCCUUUGAAACCAUGGAAAAGAUUGUACGGGAAUAUUUUCGUUAUAUUACUGAGACUGAAACAUUGACUUUUACUGAUUGUGUUAGAUGCCUCAUCACCUUCACAAACAGCAGAUUCAACAGUGAUGUUAGCCUCAAUGCUAUUGCUUUUCUCCGUUUCUGUGCUGUUAAACUUGCAGAAGGGGGCCUUGUUAGCAACGAGAAAAACAACAAUAAUGAUUCAUCUAUUCCAGUGGCCGAAGAUGAGGCUUCAGAUGGGAUGUUCUUCACAGAUAAAGAUGAUUAUAUGUCUUUCUGGGAGCCUCUGCUCACAGGGUUAUCAAGAUUGACUUCAGAUCCCCGAUCAGCUAUCAGAAAGAGUGCAUUGGAAGUUCUUUUCAAUAUCUUGAAGGACCAUGGCCAUCUCUUUCCACACCUAUUCUGGAUUAAUGUCUUCAAGUCUGUAAUCUACCCAAUAUUCAGUCCAGUAAACGAUAGCACAGAAGCUCAAGUGAAGUAUGACCAGUCUUCAUUUAAAUCCAGAUAUAUACCACUGGAUGGAUGCUUAUGGGACUCUGAAACUUCUGUGGCGGCAGCUCAAUGUUUGGUGGAUCUAUUUGUUAAUUUCUUUGGUAUGGUGAGGUCUGAAUUGCCAAGUGUAGUGUCUAUAAUGGUAGGAUUUAUAAAAGGUUCUGGCAAGGAUCCUGCAACCACUGGGGUAGCUUCUUUAAUGCGUUUGGCAGGUGAUUUGGGAGGCAAAUUUCGUGAAGAGGACUGGAAAGUUAUCUUUCUAGCUCUGAAAGAAGCUUCAAAUUCCACUCUACCCAAUUUUCCUAAGCUUUUGAGAACAAUGGACGGCAUUGAGAUACCCAUUAGUCAGUCCGAUAAUGAUAUGGAGUUUUCUUCUGGGGCUGGAUUAAUAAAUGACGAAUCAGAGGAUGACAACCUGCAUACUGCACGAUAUGUUGUUUCAAGAAUGAAGGAUCAUAUAGCGGCUCAGUUGCGCAUCAUACAGGUGUCGUCUGAUCUCUACAAGAUGUGUCGGCGAUCAGUAUCAGCUGAUACUAUCAAUAUCCUCCUUGGUAUUUAUUCAUCUGUUACUUCUCAUGCCCAGCAAUUGAAAUCCGAGAAAGGUGUACAAGUGAAGCUGCAAAAAGCAUGCUCUAUCCUUGAGAUACCAGAACCUCCGCUGGUGUAUUUUGAAAAUGAGUCCUACCAGAAUUACCUCAACUUCUUGCAUGGGCUGCUUGUUAACAAUUCAUCAUUGGUUGAAAAGAGAAAUAUAGAAACGGAACUUGUGGGUGUAUGUGAAGAAAUUCUACGCGUAUACUUGGACUGUGCUGGAUUGAACUCUGUCAAGAGGAAACCAGAUGAUAAGGCAACAUACCUGUGGAAUCUUCCUUUGGGUUCAGCUAAGAAGGAAGAGCUAGUAGCAAGGACUCCCUUGGUUCUAUCAGUAUUACGCAUUCUGUGCAGUUGGCAAAGCGAUUCUUUUAGGAGAUACAUUUCUCAGUUGUUCCCGUUAAUGGUAGAUCUUGUUCGGAGUGAGCAUAGCUCAGGAGAAGUUCAGCGUGAGCUCAGUCAUUUUUUUCAAUCCUGUAUUGGCCCCAUUAUUAUGAAAUUGUGAUAUAUAUAUAUAUAUAUAUACACCAUUUACUGAGCUAUUCUAGGCUGCCUUGGCCAUUUCUUAGCCAUUUAACUGACCAUAAAGAUUGCUACUUCCUGAUUUUCUUUGUACUUUAGGCAGCCUGAAAAUUUUGUUUCUAGGCUCAGAAUCUGAAAUUUUGUAAGCAUUAAAUCUUUCUAUCCAGAGGCUCGUUUAUAUUUAA
Messenger RNA from Nicotiana tabacum (common tobacco), 4020 nucleotides. The record is from RefSeq and is a predicted model, not a curated record. NCBI's taxonomy places the organism in Eukaryota, Viridiplantae, Streptophyta, Magnoliopsida, Solanales, Solanaceae.